Messenger RNA from Ornithorhynchus anatinus (platypus), 2612 nucleotides. RefSeq names its product tetraspanin 11 (gene TSPAN11). Gene Ontology annotation, cellular component: membrane. NCBI's taxonomy places the organism in Eukaryota, Metazoa, Chordata, Mammalia, Monotremata, Ornithorhynchidae. The record is from RefSeq and is a predicted model, not a curated record.
GGGGGGCCAGGAGGGCGGGCUGCCCCAUCGGUGACCCACCGCGCUCCGGACACGGGAGAGUAGCCGACAGAACCGCUAAUCGUCGCCUCUCCCAGCUCGCUGCCGCCAUGGUCCAUAUCAGCAAGGCGGAGUCGGGAGAUUGGCUGACCGCCUACCUCAAAUACUUACUCUUCAUCUUCAACCUCUUGUUCUGGGUGGGCGGGGCGGCGGUGACGGCCGUGGGCGCCUGGAGCCUGGUGGAAAAGAGCCACUACCUGAGCGUCCUGCCUUCCAGCACCUUCGCCGUCUCCGCCUACAUUCUCAUCUUCGCCGGGACCCUCGUCCUGGUCACCGGCUUCCUGGGGUUCUGCGCCGUGGUCCGCGAACAGCGGGACUGUCUGUCUGUGUAUUUCUGCCUGCUGCUUGGCAUCUUCCUAGUUGAACUGGUGGCUGGGGUCCUCGCGCACGUGUAUUAUCAGAGGCUGAGCGAGGAACUCAAGCAGCACCUGAAUCGGACUCUGGUGGAGAGCUACGGUCUGCCCCGAGCCCAGGACAUCACACACUCAGUCGACCGGCUGCAGCAGGACUUCAGAUGCUGCGGCAGCCACAGCUCCGCCGACUGGCAGUACAGCGCCUACAUCCGAUCGCCCGAGGCCCCGGGCCGUGGCGGUACCGACAGCUGCUGCAAGACCCUCGUGGAGCUUUGUGGUCAGCGGGCUCACCCCUCGAACAUCUACAAGGUGGAGGGCGGCUGCAUCUCCAAACUCGAGCAGUUCCUAGCUGACCAUCUCCUCCUCAUGGGCGCCGUGGGCAUUGGCGUCGCCUGUCUGCAGAUCUGCGGGAUGGUCUUCACCUGCUGUCUCCACCGCCGUUUUCAGCUGGAGUCGUACUGAGGGUCAGCAUCGGGGCCGAGACACCGCAGCCCCCACACCCUCUGCUGCCAUCCCUGCUCGCUGACGGAAGGAUGACAGAUGUAUCUCUGGUAUCUUGGAAGUCGCCGCCCUCAGAGCUCACUGGGGAAUACUGCCGUAAUUCCCCACCUAUGAGAGGCAGCGCCAAAUGCCAAGUUGGUUUCCGCCCAGGAAACAAAUUUUAAAUCGCCUUAAAGUUGAGCCGCAACAUAUAAGCUGCCAACUCUGCUCAGCCCCCCCCCCCCAGCCCUGCUUUGAUGGGUACCUUACAGGUGGGACAUUAUGGUACUGGCUCCAGCCUUGGCCCCGGACCCCACAGUCCCUUGGCCCCUUUUCCACUCUGCUGGUGGCCUGCUCUGCCUCCAAAUCCCCUACCCUGCUUUGUCGGGCACGUUACAGGUGGGAAUUCCGGUACUGGCCAAAGCUCUGGCCUCCGACCCUACGGUCCCCUGGCCACUCCCCACCUUGCUGGAGGCCUGCUCUGUCUCUCCCAACCCCACCCUACCCUCCACUCCAGCCCCCUGCUUUGACAGGUGCCGUUAUAGGUCAUUAUGGUACUGGCUCCAGCCCUGACCCCUCAGCCCCCGGCCAUUCCUCACCCCACUGACAGCCUUGCUCCUUCCCACACGCCCCUUCCCCUUCUUUCCCCCCCCUCCUUUUCCUCAGCCCCAAACCGUUCCUUUCCCCUACCCCUUUUAACGUCCCCAACCUCCCCUCCACCGACCCUUUAUGGACUUGUCACGUUGGGCUUUCCUGGACGCUCCUCAACCCUAGCCCCUGCCCUUGCGCCAGCCAUCCACCAACAGUCUGUUCCCCAUCUGUCCAUCUGGCUGAGCCCCUCUCCCGGGGUCAGGCGAGCGGCUUCUUUUCCUCGGUUCCAAAUUUAGGCGACUCCCGACUCCCCGCAGAUGCCCCCACUGCCCCGAAGUACCUAGCGUUGUCUCGCCUCCCUGGAGUCCAUCUUCCCUGAUGUGUGUCUCAUCAACCCGUUCCUCCAUUCUCAAUCUUGGAACCCUUUGACCAGGUCAAAAUCUCACCCAUGGAUUUUUUCCCCAGGGUCUAGUAACAGUGUUCUGCACACAGUAGGCACUGAAUAAGAGAAUGUAUGAACGAACAAUCCAAAAACAAAUAUUCCCAGCCAGGUCUCUACCUCCAACUUAGCCAAAUGCCUUUUCAUUUGUUGCUGGACACAUUUCAAGCUUCCGAAAUGCAGAGAGGAUACUGAGUAACCCUCCAAAAGGAUGCGUUUAGUCAUUGCAGGCCCUCAGCAACAAUAUCCCUAAACGACACUAAAACCACAUCUUUUUUUGGUAUUCCAAUUUUUAGCUCACGUCGGCCCUUAACUUGUACUUGGUCUGCAGCCCCGUGGAGCUCACAACCUAAAGUGGGAUGGCACCCAAGCCCUUUGAAAUUUGACUUCAUUUAAUUCCACUUAUUUCGCAAAUAACCAGGUUUGGAUUUCUGUGCCACAUAAUUCUGCCGCUUUGAAGCACUUCCCCUCCACGACACAUGAUCUGUAGAAACACACAUACAAAUGCAGAACCCCCACAAACCACCAUGGGAAACACAGUUAAAAUCACAAAAUCCUUUCAGUAGAAAGGAGCCAUCACAAAAGAUGCACAUUCCGACACGAAACACAAAUCCCGUGGUUUGUGAGAAGCAGCGUGGCUCAGUGGUAAGAGCACGGGCUUUGGAGUCAGAGGUCAUGGGUUCAAAUCCCGG